AUGCCAAACCAAAGUCAGCAGGACAGCAAAGUGCUCUCGCCGAGAGCUUUAGCGCAUGUCGUUCUUCGAACUUCCAAUUUCAAGCCCAUGGUAGCAUUCUACAAGGCCUUUCUUGGUGCACAUGCGACAUUUGAGAAUGAAUUUCUCUCAUUUCUGACUUACGACGAAGAACACCAUCGCAUCGCAAUUGGAAACGUCCCGGGAACGUCAGAGAAAGUCCCAACUUCCGCAGGGCUCGAACAUCUUUCGUUUUCCUUUAGUAACCUGCAAGAUCUGCUUUCAGCAUAUACACAGCGGAAAGCUCGAGGGAUCCUCCCUAUCUGGUCUGUAAAUCACGGACCGACAACCAGCAUCUACUAUCAGGAUCCCGACGGCAAUCAAAUCGAGACGCAGGUAGACAACUUCGAUACGGUUGAAGAAGCCAAUCAGUUUGUGGCAUCCUCAGAAUAUGCAGAGAACCCUAUUGGGGUCGACUUUGAUCCAGAAAAUCUCAUCGAGCAGCUGGUGGCUGGAGAUGAGAGGCUCCUUAAGAAGAGAGCAAACAUUGGUCCUCGGGGUCUGGAUACCAUUCCAAAACCUCCCCCGAGGGAUGUUAGAGAGUCUUAUGACCUCAUAUAA
Molecule: messenger RNA, 618 nt
Organism: Clonostachys rhizophaga
Lineage: Eukaryota; Fungi; Ascomycota; Sordariomycetes; Hypocreales; Bionectriaceae
Source: the annotation of a GenBank genome assembly